UACAGCUGAGCAAACAAAUAAAAACAGAAUUUAUAGUUUACAUUUACAGAGUUGUAUUAUGUGUAUCUUCUUGAUCGAAUGUAUCAAUUCAGAUUGUUGUCCAUUUACUCUUUGCAAGUACAGGGACAGAAACGACGUCCAAAGAACGGCUGCUAAUCAAUCAGCUGGUGACCUAUCAUGUUGCCCUAUAAGGAUGAAAUGUAUCAAUUCAGAUUGUUUUCCAUUUACUCUUUGCAAGUGCAGGGACAGAAACGACGUCCAAAGAACGGCUGCUAAUCAAUCAGCUGGUGACCUAUCAUGUUGCCCUAUAAGGAUGAAAUGUAUCAAUUCAGAUUGUUUUCCAUUUACUCUUUGCAAGUGCAGGGACAGAAACGACGUCCAAAGUACGGCUGCUAAUCAAUCAGCUGGUGACCUUCCUGACCUCUUUCAUCACCCAGCUGAUGACCCAUCUCCACCGCCAUCAUUGACUGAAUAAGGAUUUGAAAAAAUAAGAAGCUUUUUCUCUUGCUUAAAAAGAUUCUUGGUUGCUGUACUGGUAGCAUUAAUGUGUUCAGUGUGUAUAUUCAUGAACAGAAAUGAAUAUGAAGAAAUUGAGAAUAUGCAAGCCUCGGAGGGGUUUGUGGGAACUCUCGAUCAGGUGUAACACAAUAGAGUGAAAUGAUUUAUAGGAAAAUACAAAAUAUUUCGGAUUUAACCUCUUGAGAUCGUGGGGCAAGAGGUAAAGUGUCAGGAAUUCCCAGUAAUUUUUAUUUUUAUUUUGUAAUUUUCUUGUUUCAUAAUAUUGGCCAGCAAAAAAUAGCACAAACGAUUUUUACAACGAAAUAGUUCGAAUUAACAUGUUCUUUAUCCUGUCAAAUGGAGAAGCAUGGCAAACGUAACAUUUAGAAUGCCAUAAUGUACUAUUGCAAAAUACUUUUAUAAAUUGUGAUAGUUAUUUGAGUUGUUACAUUAGUUUUCAUACUUACUAACGUAUUGUAUAUUUCUACAUUAAUAUAUUAUUGUCAUUAACAGAAUUAAAACGUAAAUGAUCAGUUAUUGCAUUGUAUUCAUUAAAUUCAUCAGAAAUGUGCUUA
Xenia sp. Carnegie-2017 is the source of this 1073-nucleotide messenger RNA. RefSeq lists its product as uncharacterized. The record is from RefSeq and is a predicted model, not a curated record. NCBI's taxonomy places the organism in Eukaryota, Metazoa, Cnidaria, Anthozoa, Malacalcyonacea, Xeniidae. The transcript has 6 exons. Bases 59 to 475 code for a protein of 138 amino acids.